CCAUCACUUGACAAUAUGCAUGCUAUUGCCAAUGCAUUUAUCAAUCCUAGCGGCGCAAGAAAGGAUGGACUGAAGUUUGAAGAUGUUCUUUACGAGUGUGUUAGAGCUGACAAGUUUUCUUUGUACGGGAAGCAUGAAAGUUCAGGAAUAGUGGUUGUCAAGACUGCAACUUUGUUUGUUGUUGGAUUGUAUUCUCCUGAGAUGAGCCCAAGUAUUUGUGUUGAAGCUGUUGAAAAACUGGCUGAUUACUUCAGAGAAAAGGCCAAAUAAAACAAUAUUAAGAAAAAAAGAAAAACGAAACAAGUAAACAAUUUGAUCAUUUAUGGAAAAUAUUUUAUUGUUAACAUAUUUUCAUUGCUACUGUUCUUCUGUUGUUUUUGUACAUCAAUAAAGUUGAUAUAAUAAACA
Molecule: messenger RNA, 408 nt
Organism: Actinia tenebrosa (Australian red waratah sea anemone)
Lineage: Eukaryota; Metazoa; Cnidaria; Anthozoa; Actiniaria; Actiniidae
Product: profilin-4
Cellular component (GO): cell cortex
Molecular function (GO): actin monomer binding
Source: RefSeq, a predicted model, not a curated record